This is a messenger RNA of Thamnophis elegans (Western terrestrial garter snake), 702 nucleotides long. RefSeq names its product CCAAT enhancer binding protein epsilon (gene CEBPE). Lineage: Eukaryota; Metazoa; Chordata; Lepidosauria; Squamata; Natricidae. Gene Ontology annotation, molecular function: RNA polymerase II cis-regulatory region sequence-specific DNA binding; DNA-binding transcription factor activity, RNA polymerase II-specific. The transcript has 2 exons. Gene Ontology annotation, biological process: DNA-templated transcription; myeloid cell differentiation; regulation of transcription by RNA polymerase II. The coding region runs from base 1 to 702 and encodes 233 amino acids. The record is from RefSeq and is a predicted model, not a curated record.
AUGUCCCAAGGAGGCUACUUUGAGGGCGAGAGGCACUACCAAGCUCUAGAAAUGGCCCCCGCCAGGCCCACCGCCACCGACCUGGCCCCCUUGUGCGAAUCGGAGCUGGCCUCCUACAUCGGCGACGAGCAGCUGCUCUCGGAGCUCCUGCAAGGAAACCAACAGAGGCUGCCCAAGGGGGCCGCCUUCCCAAGCUACUUCCCCACCGACCCGUACCCCUUCCUCUCUUUCGGAGGGGAACGCAAAGGCCUGGCCCCCUUUGACCCCCGCUCGGUCGCCGUCAAGGAGGAACCUAGAGGCGGAGAGGCUGGCCGCGGGGCCGCACGCCACCCUUACGGCGCCAUGCACUUGCCAGCUGCCCACUGUGCCCAGGUGGCCCUCACCCAACCGGGACCGCGGACCGGACAAGCUCUGAGGAUGCUCAAGGGUCCAGCCUGCAGCCCGUCCCCUCCUUGUGGCAACCCCAAAGGAAAGAAAUCGGUGAACAAGGACAGCCUGGAGUACCGCCUGCGCCGCGAACGCAACAACAUUGCGGUGCGCAAGAGCCGCGACAAGGCCAAGCGGCGGGUGAUGGAGACGCAGCAGCGCAUGGUGGAACUCCUGGGGGAGAACGAGCGGCUGCGCACCCGGGUGGAACAACUGAUGAGGAAACCGAGACCCUUCGGGAUAUUUUCCGCCAAGUGCCCGAAGCCGCGGGCUUGA